CCCGGCGAGAACAGCUUCCGUUACCGAGUUAAUUCACUGCUCGUGCUUCAGGGUGAAAAGCCGGCUGGACCUCCAAGAAUCGUGAUUAAUUAACGAUUUAUAAAGCCAACAGUUCAUUUGGAAUGGGAAUUAUUUGGCCUGGGUAAAGACCUGAAAACUUCGUCGGAGUAUUGUCUCGAACCUGCUUCAAAUGUUAACCGUUUUCUGUAAAAACCGAAACGGGAACCUGGAAUUUCUAUCCAAGAAAACAGAACUGAGAGCACGAAAAGGACAUAAGCUAACAUAAGUUAACGGCAGACAGACUUUUUUUUUUAAAGGGUCGCGUGAUCAGAAUAGUUAAACGAGUCAUCCACAUCCUGCUGCUGGUUUAAAGAAACUGCUGUCUGAACAGAUCCUCUGACUCAAACACACACAGACACUGACACACACAGUUCGCCCACAUAUUCUAGGCCCGGGUGCUCGAUCUGAACGGGAUAGAAUUUGCUUGAGCGGUCACGUGGAGGGCGUGCAGAGGUGGAGAGUCCCGGUUUACCUGUGAAUGAGGUGUGUCUGUGCGUGUUUGUGUGCGCGCCUCCGCCUUGUGUAACAUGAAACGUGGGUUGAGCUACAUUUAAUGUGGCUGAUGAUCUCACAUAUACUGCUCCUAUUCAGCAGCUAACACCGUUUGGUCCAGGGCAUCUUUAAUCUGUUUUAAAACACCUGGGCGAAGCACGGACUCUACGAGAACUUCCGGUAGGAUUUAUAUGCUGCUUCUGACUAAUACUGGACAGAUGUCGGGAAGUUUAUGCACGGUGAUGCAACAUGAGCUGACCGUCUAACUCUUCGGACAUUUUGAACAGUUUGGGACUGUACCUCAGGAACAUUCGGAAUAAUAUUUGAUUAUUUCGUCCAUCGGGGAUUCUCGGUGAUUAAAUACAGUAUUGCGCUAUGGCUCUGUCUCAACUACAGUGUUUGGACGAACACCAUGUUAAUUUGCGCGUGUCCGAGUCCAAACCGGAAUUUUUCUACAGCGAGGACCAGCGGCUCGCUUUAGAGGCACUGAUCAAUGGGGGGCGCACGGCUUUUAACAGUUUUCUCCGUGACCAUGACCUCCGACACUUCUUGUCUGAACCGGAGAUCGAACGGGUGGCGCGCAAUGUGGAAGACUACCGACCCGGUAGCGAGCACUUAAAGCCCGAACCCGGCGCGACUAGCCCCCGGGAGUUUGAAGGGGGCGAAGGGCCGUUGUCCUUACAGUACUGGCCGGACCGGUCGGAAGGGUCCAUACCGGAUCUAGACCUAGGAUGGCCUGACGCUGCGUCAUACCGCGGGGUGACGCGCGUCAACGUGCACAUGCAGCCCCCCGUUGACGGACAAACGCACAUCAAGGAGGUGGUCCGGAAGUCAAUCGCACAGGCACAAAAGGUGAUUGCAGUGGUAAUGGAUGAGUUCAGUGAUGUUGACAUCUAUAAGGACCUCCUGGAUGCAGCUUAUAGGAGAAGACUUCCUGUUUACAUAAUUAUCGACACAGCCUCAGUCACCUGCUUCCUGGAUAUGUGUUCCAGAGCUAAAAUGCACAGAGGACACCUCAAGAACCUGCGUGUGCGGUGCAGUGAAGGGGUUGAGUUCUACACACGGUCGGCCCAGAAGGUCCGAGGUUCUCUCAGUCAGAGAUACAUGUUGAUCGAUGGAGACAAGGCUUUGUCUGGAUCAUACAGCUUCACAUGGUCGGCAUCCCGUCUGGACCGUAACCUGAUCACAGUUCUUAGUGGUCAGGCAGUCGAGACCUUCGACAAACAGUUCCGUGACCUGUACAUGACUUCUAGGGGUGUGUCCCUCACCAAGGUUCCACUGGAGGAGGAGCCUAUCCCUGACCCCACCCCCACUGCAGCCCCAACCCCAAUCUCCGCAGAUAUUGCUAGGAAACUGAUCAAUCCUAAAUAUGCCCUGGUCACGGCACAGGCUAAAGCUAACAACGCUAGCCCUUCUAGCUCCGCUAAUGAAUCCAGCAACAAGAACUCUACCCAGAAUCCACCAGGCCGAAUUCUAAAGCGUGGCAGAGAGCCAGUGGAACCCCAGCCCCUCCAUCCAGGACUAGCUAACCUGGAGAAGGCAUACCUGAUCCCUUACCUGCCCACAUGGCCUGAGCCUGACCCUCCCAGCGACGUGAUUGGAUUUAUCAACGUGAGAGACGCAUCCCGUCCCCAACAGGUACAUCUCCAGAGGAGUCAGCAGUUUGAGACUAGCCAGGCCAUCCGAUUUAGCUCUCCAUUCACCUUGCCAGAGAAACCUGAUAACACACCCCUCCCAGAGACCACACCCCUAGCAGAGACCACACCCCUAGCAGAGACCACACCCCUCACCGAGACCACACCCCUCUCAGUGAAUGCCAUUCCACAGACCAGAGAUACACUCAUUGAUUCACCAGAGCAGAUAAAGGUAAACUCCCCUCAACUGCUGGACAAACCAGAUAAAAUUAACCAACCCAAAGACAACAGUCGAACACCAGCCAAAACCUCAGGGACCUGUGACCACACCUCCAAAGACACAUGUACCCCACCCAGCCUUGUCAAACCCUCAUCAGCCCCGCCCAUUCCUAAACCUCGCACCGUACAGCUCCUCAUAAGUCCCUCCCACACCCACCAGUCUGGCCAACCACAGGUCAACUUUGUCCCAAGGACUAAUAGCCAAUCAGGGACACCACCUGUCUCCGUCAACCAAUCACAUACAGACAUAGAUACCAAGUCCCCUCCUCGAGUGGGAGAGGAAGGGAGAGAGGAAAAGAAACUAAGGCACAGUCGUCGUGUCAACAAAAACUGUAGUCAUGACGACGCCGGCAGCACCGUGGCGAUAUGUGACCAAACCCCCAAUGGCAACGGCUCAUCUGACGACUCGUACUAUGAGUGCAACGAAGCAGAGACAAUGGAACCCCCUCUACUUGCCAACGGGGGAACAGCUGGUUCAGGAAGGGUGGCCGAUGGUGUUCGUCAUGGAGACGGGUUAAACAUCAUGGGGCGGUUAUCCCAGAGCAUGCUGGACCUUCGGUGUCGUAGCCAAUCAGACGACAGGGGGGUUCUACUCAACCAACCACAGGACCGCGGCAGUUGCCAACAGCCACGCCCACAUCAAUAUAGACUUAUUGGACAGUUGUUUCAGAGCUCCGGGUCACCGGGUCAAAUGUCGCCAGGUCGUGAUGGACGCCAGAGAGGAAGGGCUAAAGUUGUCAUCACCAAACCAGGAAGUUUUUAUCGUCUGCCACGAGCAUCGGGGACUGUGAUUAGAGGACACCGCUACUGGCAGGGCCAGUCACUGCAGCCUUCUGAGACUCGCUCUAAUCGGCCACUUCAACGCCGUGCCGAUAGGCGGAUGGGGCUCGUCCCAUGUGAUGCCUCCAUACGACGAGCAUCCCAUUUGGCAGGAGGUGUGCCUUUCUCUAAACUAAGCAACACGCUACUGAGGGGGCUGGAUGGAGCCUCACAGAAGAAAAGCUGGCUUGCCAACAAGAAGGCCAGCUAAGAUUGGCUGAACUCUGGGCCAAUGUGACUACAAGCAGGAAGUAGAACGAUUAUCUAAGUUUUGUAAAAAUUUUCUGGACGUGUCCAUCUAGUUAUUCAGACUGGAUCAAAGAAUUUACUGUACAUUAUCUAAAUGAUUCUCAGAAAUUUUCACUUAGGUGUGUACUCACUUUUGUUGCCAGCGGUUUA
This is a messenger RNA of Esox lucius (northern pike), 3683 nucleotides long. It is a transcript of the gene sack1gb, whose product is annotated as protein FAM83G. The record is from RefSeq and is a predicted model, not a curated record. The coding region runs from base 928 to 3495 and encodes 855 amino acids. The transcript is spliced from 6 exons. Lineage: Eukaryota; Metazoa; Chordata; Actinopteri; Esociformes; Esocidae.